GUAACGACUUUGGCGUCCCCUCCUUUUCCAAACACCAUUCCCUUCCUCACUCAAAAACCAUUUGUCUCUCUGCUUCUUCUACUUCUUCUCCUCCUCCGAUUCAACAUGCACACCUUUCAAGCCGCUUCCAAAUCGAUUCAACCUCUAAUCAACACCUUCAAAAAAUUCUUUGUAUUUCCCCUAAAUCUCUCCAAUUUUUUGCUUCUCUUAGCCAGAGCCGCCCUUCUCCUCUGUCUCAUCGCCUCCAUGUUACUCGCCAUCCACUCCGCCUUCAUCUCUGACCCCCGCCGCUUCAUCCUUCCUCGCCGCACCCGAACCGCUGUCUCUGAACCGGACGCCCACAUCUCAGACGCCGCCACCAACAUAUCCCACAUCGUAUUCGGAAUCGGCGCCUCGGUUCAAACGUGGGAAGAUCGCAGUCUCUACACUCAUCUCUGGUGGGAUCCGAAUCGGAAUCGUGGGUUCGCUUGGCUCGAUAGGGAACCGAGAAAAACCCAACUCGUUCCGCAUCGGGUGUCGGGGCAGUGCUCCGGGCCGGAUUACUCGUGUAAGUCGGCGGCGGUUCGAAUGGCUCGAAUUGUAGUGGAGGGUUUUAAAUUGGGGUUAAAAAACGUGAGGUGGUUCGUGAUGGGAGAUGAUGAUACGGUGUUUUUCACUGAGAAUUUAGUUUCGGUUUUAGCGAAAUAUGAUCACAAUCAGAUGUAUUACAUUGGCGGAAACUCCGAGAGCGUGGAGCAAGACGAGAUGCACUCGUAUGAAAUGGCGUUCGGCGGCGGCGGAUUUGCGAUCAGUUACCCACUCGCCGCCCAAUUGGUGAACGUGAUGGACGGGUGUCUUCAACGCUACCAUUUUUUCUACGGCUCUGAUCAAAGGGUUUGGGCCUGUAUAUGCGAGCUCGGUGUGCCACUCACCAGGGAACGAGGCUUCCACCAGUUUGAUAUAAGAGGUCAACCUUAUGGGAUUUUGGCAGCGCAUCCAGUGGCGCCACUUGUAUCUCUGCAUCACCUAGACAGCGUGGAGCCAUUGUUUCCUAACAAAACAAGGAUUGAUUCAUUGAAAUUACUAAUGGAAGCAUACCGGGUCGACUCGAGUCGAAUUAUUCAGCAAAGUGUGUGUUAUGAUCGGAGGAGGAAAUGGUCUGUCUCCAUUGCUUGGGGCUAUACUGUUCAGAUAUAUCCUUUCUUGGUGACAGCCACGGAUUUGGAGAUUCCAUUUCAGACGUUUAAGACAUGGAGGAGCUGGAGCAAUGGACCCUUCAGCUUCAAUGCACGACCUGUGAGUGCUGACCCGUGCUGGCGACCGGUGGUUUAUUUUUUGAAGGGAGUUCAAGAAGUGGACACGAGGGGUACGAAAACCAGUUACAAAAGGUUCGUGGCCAAGGACGAGAAAGUAUGUGAUAGGCAGGAUUACGGUCGGGUCAUGGCAGUGAAGGAAGUUACUGUCUCCUCAAUGAAGAUGGACACUCAGCUAUGGAUGAAGGCACCACAACGACAGUGUUGCGAGAUUAUGGAUCGGGGAAGCGAUGACAAUAUGUGGAUUAGGAUUAGAAAAUGCAGUAAGGGUGAAACAAUUACCACGUAGAUUCUCAUUUUCGGGAGUAUGUUUAUCUAAUUUGAAUUGAGUUUUAGGCCACAUAAUAACGAUGGCGGAUUGCCCCAUUGUAAAUGUAACAGUUCUAAUAUGAAUACAUACAGGAAAUAUAUCAGAAUAUUUAACAGAGACUGC
Messenger RNA from Cucurbita pepo subsp. pepo (vegetable marrow), 1725 nucleotides. RefSeq lists its product as uncharacterized. NCBI's taxonomy places the organism in Eukaryota, Viridiplantae, Streptophyta, Magnoliopsida, Cucurbitales, Cucurbitaceae. The record is from RefSeq and is a predicted model, not a curated record.